GCAAAGGUGAAGCAACGCGAAAAGCUUUGAGGUAUAGGUAGAUAGAGUUAGCAAUAGCUGGUACACAUUGUAUGCCAUUUCUCUGUAGCUGUAAAUGUUGACUUUAUGUUCGCAGAUAUUAAUACGUUAUAGUAUUUUAUUUGUUUUAACUAGCCACACUUACGAUUAUAGUAGGCACGAGACAGCUAGGAAUUUCUAUUGGCAGGUGAAGCGCACGUAAAGAAGUAAUAAUAUACACGCCUGUCUUCGAAGCGUCGCUGCAGAAAUGAACAGUGAAAACUUUUCCAUAUGCGAGAAGAUUGUGUCGUCUUCAUAUGUGCGUCAGGGUUCUCAAGCCCGGCGCAGUCAUGAGCAGCUAAUACGAUUACUGCUAGAUCAGGGAAAGUGUCCGGAGGAAGGAUGGAGUGAGAGCACUGUAGAGCUCUUUCUGAACGAGCUGGCAGUAAUGGACAGCAACAACUUCCUGGGAAACUGUGGCGUUGGGGAGAGGGAGGGGAGAGUGGCCUCCAGCCUAGUCGCCAGAAGGCAUUACAGGUUCAUUCAUGGAAUAGGCCGCUCAGGGGACAUUGCAGCAGUUCAGCCCAAGGCUGCAGGGUCCAGUCUUCUCAACAAGCUGACGAACUCAGUUGUUCUUGACAUUUUAAAAGUAGCCGGUGUGCGGAGCGUGUCCAGUUGUUUUGUGGUACCCAUGGCAACAGGAAUGAGCCUGACCCUGUGCUUCCUAACGCUGAGGCACAGGAGGCCCCAGGCACGCUACAUCAUCUGGCCUCGCAUUGACCAGAAGUCCUGCUUCAAAGCCAUGAUAACCGCAGGUUUUGAACCAGUGGUGAUUGAGAAUGUGCUGGAGGGUGAUGAGCUACGCACAGACCUUGAAGCAGUGGAGAAGAAGAUAGAGGAGCUGGGUGCAGAGAAUAUCCUGUGUGUCCACUCCACCACCUCCUGCUUCGCCCCCCGUGUUCCCGACAGGUUGGAAGAGUUGGCGAAGAUGUGUGCCAAACACGACAUUCCCCACAUAGUCAACAAUGCAUAUGGAGUCCAGUCCUCCAAGUGUAUGCAUCUCAUUCAACAGGGUGCGCGUGUUGGAAGGAUAGACGCCUUUGUUCAGAGUCUGGACAAAAACUUCAUGGUUCCAGUAGGUGGCGCCAUCAUUGCUGGUUUCAAUGAGUCCUUCAUCCAGGAAAUCAGUCGAAUGUACCCUGGUCGUGCCUCGGCCUCUCCCUCCCUGGACGUGCUCAUCACCCUCCUAACCCUGGGUGCAAGCGGCUACAAGAGGCUCCUGAAGGAACGCAAGGAGAUGUACACCCACCUGGCGCAGGAGCUGCAGAAGCUGGCCGAGGCUCAUGGAGAGAGGCUGCUGCACACGCCACAUAACCCCAUUUCCCUAGCCAUGUCCCUCAGUAGCCUCCAGUCCCAGAGUGUCAAAGCAGUGACACAGCUGGGCUCCAUGCUGUUCACCAGGCAGGUUUCCGGAGCCAGGGUAGUUCCGCUGGGUAACGAGCAGGUGGUGAGCGGGCAUACCUUCAAGGGCUUCAUGUCUCACUCGGAGGCGUACCCAUGCCCGUACCUAAAUGCCGCCUCUGCCAUCGGCAUCACCCAGGACGACGUAACACUGUGCAUCAAGAGACUGGACAAGUGCCUUAAGAGCAUGAGGAAGGAAGCUGGUCCAGAGCCCACUGCCGGUGAGAACGGCCCUGACGCCGAGUAAAAGCGUAAUUCCCAGGUCACAGUGUGCAUUCGUUUAUAUCCAGGCUUGGAUGUAGCUGGCCUCCUCUUGUUGGUAUGGCCAGGUAAAGCUUUCCCUAGUACGUCCUCCACUGAAGGCAACCUGACAGCUGAGAA
This is a messenger RNA of Megalops cyprinoides (Indo-Pacific tarpon), 1839 nucleotides long. RefSeq names its product Sep (O-phosphoserine) tRNA:Sec (selenocysteine) tRNA synthase (gene sepsecs). The coding region runs from base 266 to 1705 and encodes 479 amino acids. Gene Ontology annotation, molecular function: O-phosphoseryl-tRNA(Sec) selenium transferase activity; tRNA binding. NCBI's taxonomy places the organism in Eukaryota, Metazoa, Chordata, Actinopteri, Elopiformes, Megalopidae. Gene Ontology annotation, biological process: selenocysteine incorporation; conversion of seryl-tRNAsec to selenocys-tRNAsec. The transcript is spliced from 11 exons. The record is from RefSeq and is a predicted model, not a curated record.